Molecule: messenger RNA, 4346 nt
Organism: Rubroshorea leprosula
Lineage: Eukaryota; Viridiplantae; Streptophyta; Magnoliopsida; Malvales; Dipterocarpaceae
Source: the annotation of a GenBank genome assembly
AGAUCUUUCCCUCUCCAUGGAAGUCCCAAAAAUCCAACCCACUUAACCCCUUUUCAUGUCAUGGACUCUCCAAACCCACCUACAAUGCGGGUCUUGACCCGCCCACCACCUGCACCUAAGCCUACUCCUCCUCCUACACCUACACCUACACCUACACCUGCUUCCUCCUCGGAUCCAACAGCUCCAUUACCAUUACCAUCCCUUGCUUCUCAGCCUCGUUCUCCAGACGGAGUGGUGGUUGUCGGGUUCAUUGCCCGGAGACCGGAUGAUUCCUCCCACCUCAUCAAUCAGGUGCUUGACUCUAAUGUUUUCGGGUCGGGUCGUAUGGACAGGGUUCUCUCUGUCGAUAAAGUGGAAGUGGAGGGUUGGUUUAGGCACAGGAGGAUUAGCUACCAUCACGAGGAGGAUAAAGGGAUUCUAUUCUUGCAAUUUUGCCCGACUAGCUGCCCUGUUUUUGAGGGGUCAUGGUGUUCCGGGUCGGGCUCUGAUGAGGUCGUGGAUGAACAGGAGUUAGGGAAUCUUCAGGGAUUGCUUUUCAUGUUCUCUGUGUGCCAUGUAAUCAUAUAUAUCCUAGAGGGUUCACGCAUUGAUACUCAAAUAUUGAAAAAAUUUCGAAUCCUGCAAGCUGCUAAGCAUUCCUUAAUCCCUUAUGUAAAAUCUCUAACCACACCAUCACUGCCAUUGAGGGGUCAUUCUUCAUCAUCUUCUCGUCCUUCAACAUCAACAACUGCUUCUAGCACUUCUCCAGGCAGAAGUGGUGGUUUGUUGAGUCGCAAUGCAUCAGCUAUCUCUCUUAUGUCUGGUUUAGGUUCCUACACCUCUUUGUUCCCCGGGCAGUGUACCCCUGUCACAUUAUUUGUUUUUAUUGAUGAUAUAUCUGAUGCACCAAAUCCUAGUUCUAGUGUUGAGGAGUCUGUGGAGACGUCUUCUAGUCUGAACAGCUCAGUUAGGCCUGCCCUUCCAGGGAAAGGUUCUGGUUCUGUCGUUGUGUUAGCACGCCCUAUUAGUAAGUCUGAAGGUGGUUUCAAGAAGAAGCUGCAGUCAUCCCUUGAAGCACAGAUCCGUUUUUUGAUUAAGAAAUGCCGAAUACUCUCAGGUCAUGAAGGCGGUCACGCCGGGGCAAGAAGUGGGGGUGUUUCAAGUUCUGCCCCUCUGUUUUCACUUGAUGCAUCAAGGGCUGUUGUGCUACUGGAAAGGUUGAACAAUCAGAAAGGUGAAUCUCUGGAAUUUGCUUCUAGCCUAGUGGAAGAUGUCUUGAAUGGAAAAGCAACUUCUGAUUCUCUUUUGCUUGAAACCCAUAGUCAGAGUUCAUACAAAGAGGAUAUUGUAUCUGUGAAAGAGUUCAUUUAUAAGCAGUCUGAUAUUUUACGAGGAAGAGGGGGGUUAGUUGCCAAUACCAAUAGUGCCUCAGCUUCUGGUGUUGGUAUAGUUGCGGUUGCAGCUGCUGUGGCAGCAGCCUCAGCUGCAUCUGGAAAGGCAGUUGGUACACCUGAACUUCCAAGUUUGGAUAUAUGGGUAUCAUCUAGUCAGCUUAUUCUUUAUGGAAUACUCUCUGCAAAAUCUGAAAACAUGGAUGAAACUGAAACAGGAAGGAGGAAACAGCAUCGAAAUACUAUUACUUCACAGGCUCAAGGGAUUGCUUCAAGAAGUAAUGAUCCUCUAGCCAUGGCACUAUCUUGGUUGGAAAGUGGUCGAGGACUGAACAGAAAAUUUUCUAAUUUGUGGUGUGAAAGAGCCCUACCAGCAGCAAAGGAUAUUUAUUUGAAAGACUUGCCUGCUUUUUAUCCCACUUUACAGCAUGAAGCUCAUCUGAAAAAGGCUAUGCAUGCUUUCCACUCAAUGGUCAGGGGACCUGCAGUGGAACCAUAUGCAAAAAGGUUGGAAGAAGAGUGCACAUCAAUAUGGGAAUCUGGGAGGCAGCUAUGUGAUGCUGUUAGUUUGACGGGAAAGCCAUGCAUGCACCAGAGGCAUGAUACUGAGACUGGUGAGUCACCUUCGGGAGCUACAACAAAUCCGCAUUCUAGUGGAUAUGGUUUCCUCCAUGCUUGCUCUUGUGGCCGUAGUCGGCGAUUACGAUCUGACCCUUUUGAUUUCGAAUCAGCAAACUCUAUUUCUAGUUGCUUUCUAGAAUGUGAUAAGCUUCUUCCUGGGCUCCAGCUACCAGAAAGAAUCGGUACCGGAGCAAUAAAGCCAUCAUCUUGGAGUUUGAUCCGUAUUGGAGGUUCAAAGUACUAUGAGCCUUCUAAAGGUCUGCUUCAGAGUGGGUUUUCUGCUACUGAGAGAUUUCUUUUUAAGUGGACUAUAUUUCAAGAGAAACAGAAAAUGCCAAGUGGCUUACCUGCGAGAACUCUAGAGAAACAUAGUUAUGUAAGUAGGUCUAGCACAGGCCUCAUUGCUGACUUGUCUUCAACUAUAGAGAUGAAGAAGGCUGGUCCCACAGAGUAUUCUGUCGAAGUACAGACUGCAGUUGAAAAUCCAGAUACAUUCUUGGAAAUUGGCAACUUCAAUGGUAACAAGAUCAGUUUUGGUAGAGGUCUUCCUAAUUUCACCAUGAAAAAACCAUUUGCUGAAGUUGUUGCUGGGUCUGCCACCUUGGAUUCAGGAUUCCCACCUCUGCAGCAAAGGAAACAACCUUCAUCUGUGUCUGGAAAAGGUAUGAAGAAAAAUAAGGCAAGUGAUCAGACUAUUGAAAGGACUCAAGCAGCUAUUGAUAGAAAAUCUACUGGGAUUUCAUCUGUUAAGAAAACCUUGAAUGUCAUCAGUUCUAAUGGUGGCACUAGUAGUGACCCCUUUCUUCAGAUAGGCAGUAACGUAGUUCCUAUUCAGGUGAGUAGCAAUGAAAAGGUAAAACUGAACCCUGGUUUGAAGAAUGUGAUAGUGUAUGUUGGUUUUGAGCAUGAGUGCCCCCGUGGCCACCGCUUCUUAUUAAAUCCAGAGCAUCUCAAUCAACUUGGGUCCCCAUAUUCAUUGGUUGAAGAAUCCCAGAUCCCUCACUCUGCAGAAACUUCAGAACACACUUUGGCAGAUUCUUCAAAUUUGAUUAAGAAUGGUGGGCGUGGUAAAAUCCAUCAGAAGCCAAAUGGUGUUGCUGCUUUGACUGCUGUAAAUAAGGUGAGAAAUAAGGAUAAGCCAAAAGAAGUACCAAAUGGUAAUCUGCAUAAAGAUGGGCAAACACCAUUCUCCAUGCAUGACAAGAACCAUAAUCAGAAAUUCCUGAGUAUGGCAGGUUAUCCUGUCUCAGUAAAAGAUAUUGAAGCAAGCUUUCAUUCUGUUAGCCUUGAUGAUGGUGGGUGUGCUUUCUCCAUGUUGAAUAGAAAUCUACCAGUAUACAUGAACUGCCCACACUGCAAGUCUGCAAAGAGUAGGAAAGAUCCCCCUGAGGUUAAAUUUGCCAGUUCAAUAUCACAGCUGCAGAGGAUUUUUAUGGUCACACCACCAUUUCCCAUUGUUUUGGCUACAUGUCCAGUAAUACAAUUUGAGACAUCAUGCCUACUUCCACCAGUACUGGACCAUGAGCAAAAGUUGCAGUUCAGCAUUGGAUGCCAAGUGAUCUUACCCCCAGAGAGUUUUGUUACACUUCGACUACCAUUUAUAUAUGGUGCACAAAUUGAGGAUGGAAGUCUGCAUCCCCUUAAUCCUUUUGAAGAUAAGCCAGAACAAACUGCAUGGAUUAUUAAAGGAACAACAUUGCAACUCAUGUCCAAAGGAAAGUUUUCAGAAGAGGGACUUCACAAGUAAUUGACCUUAUAGAACCAAGAUCCCAGAAUUGGCUAUUCCAGAUAGUUGCACCAGUGACAAGUUUGCAGAAGCAGAGUCACUAUUCCAGCUCCAUCAAAUUUUAGGAUAAAGUUUCAACUAUUACCGUGACAAUGGAUACAUACCAUGAUUGGUGAAGACGUGAAGUGCAAAAAAGGCUGAAGUGAAUUUGCAGAAGUCUUAGUUGUUGUCAGGCCUGUGGCAUCCAUCAAGCAUACCAUUCGGAUCCAUGUAGUCGACAAUGGCAAAAGAGGUGGUGGAGCAAUCUGAGAUUUUGAGUUCUCCCAGUUUCUGGCAGGUUAAUGUUUGGUCAGUUGAAUGUAACAGAUUCUGCCGGUAGCAUUGUUUAGCAACUGUGUUGGUGAAGACAAAUUCCUUGCUGAUACUAAAUGGAAAAAGGUUCAUCAGGGGAAAACAGAAGUGAUGGUUACUACUUUGUGAACAUACUCUGAUUUCAGGGGAUGCAAAUUUGGGAAAGAUGAUUGAAAAAAAAAUGGUUGCAUCCCUGAGUUAGCUUGUAAACAUGCAUGGAAAUGGAAUGGUUUCAAAUUUCAACGACUUGAUCUUUUCCAGCCCCCAAGAUUUUCUAA